UUAAGGGGACACAGCUAUGUCGUGAACAGUUAAAAUAAGCUGUGUUUCUCUGGAUCGCUUUGCUCUGAAACCAUGCUGGUAGUCCGUUAGUAUAUUGUGGCCUUCCAAUUGUUUCAUGAUAUGGCUUUGAAUAAUGUGUUCGAGUAGUUUACAGGAAAUACAGGUAAGUGAAACAGGUCUGUAGUUACUGGGGACCGCUCUGUCUCCCUUUUUUGAAAAUGGCACAUAUGUUUGCAUCUCUCCAGUCUUUGGGGAUUUCUCCUGUGUCAAGCGAUUGUUGGAAAAUGUUGGUUAAAAGAGGUGCGAUUUCACUGGCUGUCAUUUUGAUGAACCAAGGAGGUAUUAGGUCUGGCCCGGUUGCUUUCGAGGCAUUGAGACAUUUUUCCAACACCAGAAGUAGAAAUUUCUAUUCCAUAGGAGGGGUGUAGGGGUUCCCGAGGGGUGUUCUUGCCUUUCUUGGAAUUCGGAUCACUUGCCUUAUGUCUUAUUCUCGUCAGCCACUUCUUCACACAGAAUCAGUGAUCUCGGGCCUGACCCUUAAAAUGGCCGGGGUUGAAGAUCUAGAAGUUUCCUGGACAAAGGACGCUAGUGCUCAGAUUGACAGCUACAGCCUCAGCUACGAGCCGGCAGACGGGACGGGCACGUCUGAGGACCUGGACCCCGCACCGGGAGCAGGCGACAUCUCGGAUAUCGUGUCGGGACUGCUGCCCUACACAAGCUACAACCUCACGCUCAACUCAACUGAUGACCAGGGCCUGCAAAACGGACAUACCAUCGGGACUUUUAAGACAGAAUCAGCGAUCUCGGAGCUGACCCUCGAUGGUGGAGGAAUUGACCAACUCGUUGUUUCAUGGGAAAAAGCUCAAGGUUCUCAGAUCUCGCGCUACAGCCUCAGCUACAAGCCGGUGGACGGGUCGGGCUCGUACCGGGACCGGGAGUUGGACCCACCGGCAGCAGACGCCACCUCGGCUACCGUGUCGGGACUGCUGCCCGGCAUAAGCUACACCAUCACGCUCACUUCCUUUCAACCGUUGGGCAACGCUGGCCGGCGAAAAAGGAGUGAGCAAGACCGGCAAAACGGAGUUAUCACCAGGACAUUCAGGACAGAGUCCGCUGUCGUGAACGUAGAGUGCGCGGAAGGAAUCAUGACCAUUGCCAUUCCGCGUGUGGCUCUGCCCGGUGUGGACGUGGACAGCAUGCACCUUCUGAACGCCAGCUGCGUCGCCACCGUGGACGACGACUUCGUCACCAUGGAGACACGCCUGGAGGAGUGCGGCACGCGGCGGCAGAUCUCAGGAGAAGACAAAUUCAUCUUCUCCAACGAGGCCAUCGCGGACGAGGUGAUUGACGGCAGCGGCGCGGUGAUACACCAGGGAGUCAGCCUGCCCUUCCAGUGCGAGUUCCUCCGUCAGUUCGACAUCACCCAGGGCGGAGACAUCAUGUUCGUCAUCCCGCCGCCAAGGUUUGAAAUCGUUGACGCGGAGGGAGAAAUGACCUUGGAGAUGCGAACGUACAAGUCUCCAGACUUCGGAGCAAGCUACAAGUCUACUGACUUCCCCAUUAAGGUCACACCGGAUGACCGUCUGAACUUUGGCCUGAGCGUGACGUCACCGCUUGACAACGUGGAGCUGUUUGCACGUGACUGUGUCUCCACCCCCAGUACCGACCCGAACGACUCUCCAAGGGUCGACAUCAUCGUGGAUGGGUGUACUUCCACUGCACUAUGAUCGUCUGCUUCAAGGACAACCCGAACUCACGGUGCAGCCAGGGCUGUAUCUCCUCCGUACGGGGCAGGCGGGACACCUCCGGAUCCGGCGGGCAGGACGGGAGGGUUCGCCGGGACAGCAACGGGGACACCUCCGGCGGGCAGGACGGGA
Messenger RNA from Branchiostoma floridae (Florida lancelet), 1877 nucleotides. RefSeq names its product ZP domain-containing protein-like. Gene Ontology annotation, molecular function: protein binding. The transcript has 7 exons. The record is from RefSeq and is a predicted model, not a curated record. Lineage: Eukaryota; Metazoa; Chordata; Leptocardii; Amphioxiformes; Branchiostomatidae. The coding region runs from base 480 to 1727 and encodes 415 amino acids.